AGUUUAUUAAACAAACGUCAAAUUGAGAACACGAGAAACUUGUUUUGUUUACUAUCUCGCGUCGUUUACAAUAUCCUUGUUGAUAAGUAUUCGAAAUAUUUCCAAUUGCCCUGUUUUCAAAACAAUAAAAGUUCUAUAAAUCAUGCAGAAUAUCGUAAUUAAAGAUAUCUUUGAUGGAUUCAAUGAUUACUUGAACAAGGAGCAGGAACUUCGAGAGCAAAUUCGUGAAGUUGUUCGAGAAAUAGAUCAAGCCGCGAAGGAAGCAGCCAUUGCUCUACAAGUAAUUCACAGCAGCUUGACGGAGAUUUCGGCGGCUUGCACUAACGCCCGUACCCAUUUCGAAGUAUGUCGCAAAGGGUACCAACGAUUGGCCGAACUGAUUCCAGACGGACAAUACUACCGAUAUAACGAUCAUUGGCAUUUUCUUACCCAACGGGUUGUGUUCCUGGUAGCAUUGACCAUCUACUUGGAGAAAGGGUUCCUUGUAAGCCGCGAUACGGCAGCCGAAAUUUUGGGCAUGAAGACUAAACAAACGGAUGGUUUUCAUUUGGACAUUGAAGAUUAUCUUGUCGGAGUACUUCAAAUGGCAUCUGAAUUGAGCCGUUAUGCGACCAAUUCGGUUACCCUCGGAGAUUAUGAUCGCCCUCUGACGAUUUCAAAGUUUGUUGCGGAUCUUAAUUCUGGUUUUCGUUUGCUGAAUCUCAAGAAUGAUAGCCUACGGAAGAGAUUUGACGCACUAAAAUACGAUGUCAAGAAGAUCGAGGAGAUCGUGUAUGACAUUAGCAUCCGUGGGCUUCGAGUGGACACCGGAACGACUGCUACAGCUGCCGCUGAUGCUGAGCAGUAAUAUUAAAUGCUUCUUGGAUGUACAUAUUCUUGAAUCUAUAUUGCUUUGUCUAUUUGAUACUAUUUGAAAUAAAAAGUUGAAACAAAU
Molecule: messenger RNA, 934 nt
Organism: Malaya genurostris
Lineage: Eukaryota; Metazoa; Arthropoda; Insecta; Diptera; Culicidae
Gene: trsn
Product: translin
Exons: 4
Coding region: 143-847 (234 amino acids)
Biological process (GO): RNA metabolic process
Cellular component (GO): nucleus; cytoplasm
Molecular function (GO): sequence-specific DNA binding; RNA binding; single-stranded DNA binding
Source: RefSeq, a predicted model, not a curated record